Messenger RNA from Nematolebias whitei (Rio pearlfish), 2234 nucleotides. RefSeq names its product MAU2 sister chromatid cohesion factor (gene mau2). Gene Ontology annotation, biological process: mitotic sister chromatid cohesion; maintenance of mitotic sister chromatid cohesion. Gene Ontology annotation, cellular component: chromatin; SMC loading complex. Gene Ontology annotation, molecular function: double-stranded DNA binding; protein binding. The record is from RefSeq and is a predicted model, not a curated record. NCBI's taxonomy places the organism in Eukaryota, Metazoa, Chordata, Actinopteri, Cyprinodontiformes, Rivulidae.
GGCUUUGUUUCUUCUUAGUAAAGGAAUGUUGCUGCUAAUGGAGAGGAAGCUCGGUGAGGUGCACCCUCUUCUCACACUGUGCGGAACUAUAGUAGAAAACUGGCAGGGAAACCCCAUCCAGAAGGAGUCUCUGAGAGUCUUCUUCCUGGUCCUGCAGGUCACACACUACCUGGAUGCUGGACAGGUAAAGAGCGUGAAGCCGUGUCUGAAGCAGCUGCAGCAGUGUAUCCAAACCAUCUCCACACUCCAGGAUGAUGAGAUCCUGCCCACUAACCCCGCUGAUCUCUUCCACUGGCUGCCUAAGGAGCACAUGUGUGUUCUCGUAUAUUUGGUGACUGUCAUGCACUCCAUGCAAGCAGGCUACCUGGAGAAAGCACAGAAGUACACAGACAAGGCUCUUAUGCAACUAGAAAAACUUAAAAUGUUGGACUGCAGCCCCAUCCUCUCCACCUUUCAAGUCAUUCUGCUGGAGCACAUCAUCAUGUGUCGACUUGUUACAGGCCACAAAGCCACAGCAUUACAAGAGAUCUCACAGGUUUGUCAGUUGUGCCAGCAGUCCCCCAGGUUAUUCACCAACCAUGCUGCUCAGCUCCACACACUAUUAGGUUUGUACUGUAUCUCAGUGAACUGUAUGGACAAUGCUGAGGCACAGUUUACUACAGCACUACGGCUCACCACACACCAGGAGCUGUGGACAUAUAUUGUAACCAACUUGGCUAGUGUGUACAUAAGGGAAGGAAAUCGGCACCAGGAGCUUUACAAUCUUCUAGAGAGAAUAAACCCAGACCACAACUUCCCAGUGAGCUCCCACUGCCUACGUGCUGCAGCCUUUUACAUCAGGGGUCUCUUAUCCUUCUUUCAGGGACGCUACAAUGAGGCAAAACGUUUCCUUAGAGAAACUCUGAAGAUGUCUAACGCAGAAGAUCUGAACAGACUCACUGCCUGCUCUCUGGUUCUGCUGGGCCACAUUUUCUACGUACUGGGCAACCAUAGAGAAAGUAACAACAUGGUUGUACCAGCCAUGCAGCUAGCCAGUAAGAUCCCUGACAUGUCUGUCCAGCUCUGGUCUUCAGCGCUGUUGAAAGACUUGAACAAAGCCCUUGGAAACAGCAGGGAUGCCCAUGAAGCAACACAGAUGCAUCAGAACUUCUCCCAGCAGCUCCUGCAGGACCACAUUGCUGCCUGCAGCCUCCCUGAACAUAACCUCAUCAGUUGGACCGACGGCCCCCCUCCAGUCCAGAUUCAAGCGCAAAAUGGUCCAACCACCAGCCUUGCAAGCUUGCUAUGAAGCACCUUGUGUUACCUGUGCUUAUCGCUGGUAAAUGAUCACAAACAGCAAGCUGAUGCCCAACAACCUGUUUCCUGCUAGACCUCUGUAGCUUGAGAGGAUUUGAACAAGUGACAGGUUGGAUCUUCACUUUACUUUGCUUCUCAAGAUUUAUUGCCGAUUGCCUACUAUUCAUUUCCCUUCACGUUGUAAAACAAUAACACAAACACUGAUGACAUCGACACAAACUGGGCACCAGAUCAGGGUCGGUCUGUUGUUCAGAAGGACUGAAGGACACAUGGUGAUGGAGAACAAGACAUCAUUGCCUCACAUAUAGGGAACCCUUCUUCAUAUUUCCCUGGAGUUUUUUUCCCUUCAUUUAUUGGGAAAGCAAUGGGUUUCGAUAGGGAGCAGUAAAACGUAGAAAAAAAUUAAUUUAUUCAUGUUGCUAUUUUUGUAACUGUUAAAUAUUUUACAUCUCGCCUUUCGUUUGUAUGGAUGCUGUUGUUUCUGUCCCGUGCAUGGAACAAAUCGUUGCGGACUCCCUGUACAAUAGUUUUUGAGCAGAGUUGCUAACAUUAAACUCUUGAUCAUUUUUGCACAAAAUCCAUGGUAGGAAAUUAGGGGACUUGUAACUUAUUUUUCACAGAAUAUCAUUUUUUAAAGUCUCAUGUUUCAUGCUAGCAAUGUAUAAUUUUUUUUCAGACCAUAAACAAUUUAUUAUGUUUAAUAGAUGCAUUUAAAGAUGAGUAGAAAUUAUAUCAUCACCAAUACCCUAAAAACACAGACUUCACUAAUGUAUUUAAGUUCCAUGAUCAAGUAAUGCUUGUUCGCGUAUUACUUUUUGCAUACAAUGUCAAGACUUUGAGCUUUUUUUUUUUUUGGGAUAUGAAAAAAAUAAAAAAUUAUUUUAUUUUGUUACAUUUUAAUUUGUCUCGAUAGUUCUACUAAAUGGUCUUUUCACAAU